Molecule: messenger RNA, 4332 nt
Organism: Cavia porcellus (domestic guinea pig)
Lineage: Eukaryota; Metazoa; Chordata; Mammalia; Rodentia; Caviidae
Gene: Gprin1
Product: G protein regulated inducer of neurite outgrowth 1
Exons: 2
Coding region: 341-3313 (990 amino acids)
Biological process (GO): neuron projection development
Cellular component (GO): plasma membrane
Source: RefSeq, a predicted model, not a curated record
AUUUCCUCGCAGAGGGAGCUUGGAGAUCGCAACGCCCUGGGUCCCCUCGCAGGCGCCGCACGUUGUCAGACGAGUGGCCGCAUCUCUGAGCAGCAACGCCCUCCUGGGAAACCGCGAGCGUCUGCGGGGCUCUCCUGGUUGCGAUCCAAGACAGCGCGCCCGGCCAGGCAGGCGCGCCGCAAAUGGGCAGCCUCUCCGCCCCUCAGUCUCCUGCUCCGUGAAAUGGGAGCCAAUUCGAGAAGGGCAGGGACUCCGGGAGUCCAGGGGCCGCAGGCACAGGCAGGAUGAGGGGCCUCAGAACCAGAAGGCAGCCCUGAAUCAAGUUUGGCCAUGAGGAUAAAUGAGCAGUGCUGAAGACCCAGCCUGGCUCCAGCUGCUUCAGAAGGACUCCAGCCCCUCAGAGCCCUUCUGCUGCCCCCAGGAUGGGAGCCUGGGUGCUGGCCCGGCCAUGAGGGAAGACUGCCCCUCCCAACAAAAGCCCAGCCCUGCACCCCUCAAGCACAUCCCUGACCGAAGCCCAGGCAUGGCCUCCAGACACAGUGACCCCAGUGGGGCUGGGGAAGGGGCCUCCUGCUCUGAGGGGCCUUCUAGGAGCUUGUCUUACCCUUCUUCUGUCUGCAUCCCUCUCAAAGAGGCAGCCAUCAAGGAGACAGUCGGGGCACAUGAAGCCUCAACCUCAGGGAUGCGAGAAACCACCUUGCCGGAGAAGCCAGACCCUGCAUCCUCAAUGGAAAUUGAUCCCAUGUCCUCAGAGAGCAGAAAUCCCAUGCUUUUGGAGAAAAGGUAUUCCAAGUCCUCAGAUCAGGCUGAUUCCACUUCCACAGACAAGGAAGAUGCUGGGUCAUUGGUGAAGUCAGAUACCAUGCUGACAGGAAAGACAGGGGCUGGGAUCUCUGGAAAAGGGCCUCCUGUGGCUCCUGGAAGGAUAGAUCCCACGACUCCAAGGAAGGGGGAUCCUGGACCCUUAGAAAAAGUAGACCCGGUAUGCUCCAGUGAGGUGGACACAGUGUUACUAAUGAAGGAGGAUCCUGGGUCUUUGACAAAGAUAGACUCUGUAUCUUCCAACAACAUGGAUCUCACAUCUCCUGGAAAGGAGGAGCCCAAGUGUUCUAGGAAAGAGCACCCUGUGUCCUCAGAAAAGGUGGGCAAUGUGUCUCCUGGAAAGGUUGAUCUUUUGUCCUUGGAAGAGAGACAUUCUGGGCCUUCAGGGAAGGUGAAUCCUGUUUCCUUGGAGAGCAUAGGUUCUGUGUCCACAGAAAAGACAGAUCCUGCACUUUUGGAAAAGCUGACUCCAGGCUCAUUAGGGAAGACAGAGCCUAUGUCCUCUGGGACAGCGACUCCUGCAUCCUUGGGAAAGGUGGAUUCUACACAACUGGGGACAAAAGAGCCUGCAUACAUGGACAGUGCAGAAACUGUGUCUUCUGUAAAAGAGGACACUCAGUUCCUGGGAAAGAUGGACCUCGCCUCCUCAGGAGAGGGAGGUCCCAUGAUGAUGGGAAUGACAAAAACAGUGUCCACUGGACAGGUGGAUCCUGUGUUUUCUGGAAAGAUGGAUCCCACAUCUGUGAAAAGUGUAGAUCCUGGGUCCUCAAGCAAGAUGGAUCCAGUUUCCUUGGCAAAGGCAGAUCCCAUGUCCUCAGGAAAUCCAGAGCCCUUGCCUCCUGGACAGGCAGAACAUGUGUCCAUGGGGGAGACAGAAACUGUAUGCUUAGGAAAGGAAGACCCAGUGUCCCCCAGAAAGGUGGGUCCCCCAACCAUGGAGAGCAUAAAACCACCACCUUCCGGGAAACUCAACCCCAAGCCUUCAGAAAAGACAGACUCUGUGUCCUCGGGUCCAGGGGAUCCCAGGUCCCCAGGGUCCGAGGACCCCACAUCAGCAAUAAAAGCUGAGAGGAAAGGAGAUCCACAGUCCUUAGAGAAGGCAGAUCUCCCAGUUUCCAGCACAGUGGAUCCUGAGACCAGGGGACAGGUAGAAACUGUCCCCUCUGGAGACAUGGGCCCUGUGUCUUUAGAAAAGGUGGCCCCCACAACCACAGGAAAAACAGUCCUGGGGAAGAUGGAUCCCAGGAGCUCAGGAAAGAUAGAAGCUGCCCCAGAAGAAAAGGUUGAUGCCAUUUUUCUAGAGAAGGAGAAUCUUGGGAACUCCUCAAAAGGGGAAACCAGAGCUUUGGGGAGAGCGGAGCAGAAGGCUGGGGGCAAAGCAGACACAAAGCUCUCUGGGCACGAAAGUGCCUCAUCUUCAGAAAAAGCAGAGAUACCGUCUCUGCAGAAGGCGCAGCCACAGGCCUCUAAGAAAGUGGAUCCUGUGCCCCCCGGAAAAGCAGAGCUCCUUGGGUCUGGGAAGGUGGAGCCUGUGUCCCAGGGGAAGGCUGACUCCGUAUCUCCGAGGAAAGCAGAGUCCCUGUCCUCAGGAAAGGUGGUCCCUCCAUCCCCAGAAAAGGCGAUGCCCUCCUCUUCCAGGCAAUCAGAUAGCAAACCCUGCGGCUCAGCCCUGUUUCCUGGGGCUGGCGGGAGCAGUCAUGUGGAGCCAGAGCCUGUCCCCAGCACCGAUGCUUCCAGCCUCGGCAAGAAAGAUCUGGCGGCCGAGAGAAGCCCUAGAGCAGAGGCCGCAGCGCCCCCACAGGGGCCACGGACUCGGGACAACUUUACCAAGGCGCCAUCGUGGGACGCGAGCGCUCCGCCGCCGCGCGAGGACGCGGGGACACAGGCGGGCGCACAGGCCUGCGUGUCAGUGGCCGUGAGCCCCAUGUCUCCGCAGGACGGCGCGGGUGGCCCGGCCUUCAGUUUCCAGGCGGCACCACGCGCACCCAGCCCUGCGCCCAGGCCGCCCUCGCGCCGGGACGCAGGCCUGCAGGUGUCUCUGGGCGCUGCCGAGACGCGCUCGGUGGCCACCGGGCCCAUGACGCCCCAGUCUGCUGCUCCGCCCACCGCACCCCCUGCUUUCCCCGAAGUGCGGGUGCGGCCGGGUUCGGCGCUGGCAGCAGCCUUGGCACCCCAGGAGGCGGCUGAGCCAGUGCGCGACGUGAGCUGGGACGAGAAGGGCAUGACGUGGGAGGUGUAUGGCGCCUCCAUGGAAGUGGAAGUGUUGGGCAUGGCCAUCCAGAAGCAUUUGGAGCGCCAGAUCGAGGAACACGGCCGCCAAGGGGCGCCUGCGCCUCUGCCCGCCACGCGCGCAGGUCCGGGUCGCGUGGGCUCGGUGCGCGCCGCGCCCCCGGAGGGUGCUGCCAAACGCCCGCCCGGCCUCUUCCGCGCGCUGCUGCAGAGUGUGCGCCGGCCGCGGUGCUGCUCGCGGGCGGGACCCACGGCUGAAUGAGCUGUCUCCCUUCUGUACACCUGGGUCGUGAACUGUCUCAGGCUCCCUUCUAAAUUCCAGGCCCCUAGAAGGGGUCUUCUCGGUUUGCGACAGAACUCUGAGGGGUGGGCAGCCUCUAGGGGCUUCUCCUCCCCUUCUUUCCCAAACACACAGAUGAACCCCCCUCUACCCAGUCCCUUGGUGGUCAUGAGCUCAUAAACCCAGCCCUUGUUACCCCUCUGUGCCCUCACAGCUACUCUCUCUGUCACACUGGGAGAGGUGGGGACCUGCUAGGCACCCCUACUUCCCUCCCCCGAGAGCUGAGGCAGGCUCCUGAGAUGGUCAGCCUGGAGUGUUGAGGACUCCAGGGGGCUGCAAUCCGUAGAGCUGGGAAAGACUGCAUGCAAAUCUGUAAGUGAACCUCCAUGUGUGCAAGGACUGGUGUGCAAGGCCCUAAGUGUGCUUAGCUGAGAAUGUGAGGCCCUGGCGGCCGUGAGUUCCUGAACCGUGAAUGUGAAUGCAUCUCCACACAGUGUGACAACCCCAUGGGCAGGCGUCUCUUGCAUGUUGUGGAUGGUCCUUCCCCAAAUCCCCUCUCCCAUCCACCUGGCCCUGUGCCCCAGCCCUGUCUCCUCUCUGACACCUCCCUCCCCACCUUUUACCUCCCCACCCUCUCACUGGUUCACAAUUCCCACAGGGGGCAAAGGCCAAGAAGCACCCUGGGGCCUCAGCUGAGGGACAGGCAGGAAGGACAGAAGAUCUAAGACAGGAGUGGAGGCCACAGUGAGGCUCAUACAUGAUCUCUGGCCACCACAGCCUGGGUUGAUAGCUAGUCUUGGCUAUUGGGGACAGGAUGGAGUGCUCAUUCUACAACACAGUUGUCCUUGAAACAUCAUCCUCUUCAGCUCCUUGUCCCCUCCGUGAAGUGAGCCCCUACAAGUCCCUUGUGACCACUCAGUACCCUUGUCCCCACCCCUCGAGCCUUGGUUUUUUGGCUACAACUGUCAUGGUAUACAUUGGUAAUAAAAUCUUUCCCCAAC